CUGACAGGGGAGAAAUCCCGAGUCACCUGUGACCUCAAGGUCAAGAUCAAGCAGAAAUUUGGCUCCAACGCGCGAGAAGGGGCGGCGGCGGCGCCUCCCUGUGCUGACGGCCUCACCUGCUGGGUCCUCAGCCUGCGGCACGGGUGAGUUGUGAGGAGAACAAGAAUGAGAAAGAAGAAACCAACAUUGAAUGAGAAGAAAGUGAAAGGAGGGAGUGGCAGAGCAAGAUGGAGCUGAGGAAAGAGACACCAGACAAGGAUGUGAGAAACAGAGACCAGGCCCGGCACCACUACCCCGGCCUGUGCCAUGCCUGCACUGCUGCUCCCACACGGCAGUGGCCCCUCCGCCGCUGUGCACAGUGCCACUUAGUGAUGUACUGUAGCAGGAGGUGCCAACGGAAUGACUGGCCCUCACAUAGGUCCUUCUGCCUGGUACACAAAGUGGUGGGUGGCCGCGGAGUCCUGGAGGCAGCAGCAGCAGGAGGGAGCCAGCAGGGAAGUGUGGCCUCUGUGAAGCAGCAGCAGCAAGAGUUUCUUGGCAGCCAGCGUGUGGCAGCCAGCCUGGCCCUGGGGCGGCGGCUGUGGCCACACGAGGCGGAGGCCCUAGUGUACCCACGGCUCUGUGAGGUGUGUGGGGGGGUGGGGGAAGCCGGGGAAGGGUCAGGGAUGUGUUGUGGGGUGUGUCAUUGUGUUUACUACUGCAGCGAGCGGCACCGUGCCACAGACAGGGCCAGGCAUGGCCACUGGUGUGACCUGUACUCCCUCUGUGUGUUGUGUGACCGCUGGCUGGCCACCACUGCCACCACUACUUGUCUGGCCCUACCUGCAGCUCUGGACAAAGAGUACCGGCCACUCCCUCCCUCCAUGGCAACCCACUUGGCAGUGGCGCUGGGUCAGGACAGGGCCAGGGAACCCGCUGUAGCGGCCUUUUUGUCUGAGCAACUUACCUUCCCCCUGACGGCCCAAUAUGUCCUGGAGAGCAUGUUGCCAGGCCUGGCCAGGGCUCGGCAGCUCAGCCUGCACCUGGUGGGCGCUGAGGAUGGCCACGAGCCUAGCACGGGUGUCGUGUGGGAGUACCUCCUGCACCGGCUGCCCUGCCUCACGCGGCUCCAUGUUUUGCUGGUUGGGCCGCAGCUCACGAUCUUGGAGGGGCCGCAUGAGGCACUGCUGUGCCAGCAGUGUCAGGAGAAUGGCCGACAGCUUGUCUUAGAGGGCCGAAAAUGCCUCUACCACCAGUUUAUGGCCGAGGCCACCACUGGCCCUCCAGACCUGCGUUUAGCUUUCAACUGUGGCUUCCAUGAAUGGGCCGGAGCCAUGGAUGACACAUGGCCGCCCUCGCUGGCCCUCAUGGUGGCCGACAGCACACCUCUGGCCUUCACCUCAUACGUGUGCCACGAGGCCGAGCAAGAUUUGUUGGCUGUGCAGGAGGUUGCGAGGUCAGAGCUGGAGGUGGUAACAGCUGGUCUCAACCCCUACCACAGCCUGAGGCCCCUGAGAGACUGGGCCAGGGAGGAUGGCCAGCAGCUAUACCACAAUAACCAGUACCUGACUGUGGUGCGAGGUGGCCGGGCAGCCAUGGCCACUGCUACAGCCUGAGGCUGUUGGCAGCAGUGUGGUCUGGCCACCCAGGACACGGCCUCACCACCGGCACCUACAAAAAGAUCUUGACCUCUUCAGUUGUCAGGAAUAUUUUAAUGUUCAAAACAAUCCCCACAAAACUGAUGGUAUAAUCUAUUUUUAUAUUUUUAUACCUAGUACAAACUCCACUCAAUAACUUCCUGCUUUGACAACCAGUCAUCCCCAUCAUUCCAUGCAGGAAGUGUUCUUGCCUCUUUGAAUAUGUACAAGAAUGAGGCAAGCUCGUGAUGUCCUGUUUUUUAUCAUGCUCUAUCUCGUGUGUGUGUGUGUGUGUGUGUGUGUGUGUGUGUGUGUGUGUGUAUUUACCUAGUUGUAGUUUUACAGGGCUUGGGCUUACGCUCGUGUGGUCCCAUCUCCAUAUCUGUAUUUUUCCAACUUUUCCUUAAAGUUUUCCACACUCUUUGCCGAUACUACAUCCUCACUUAGUCUGUUCCAAAUCUCUAUGUUUCUUUGCAGGAAGCUAUAUUUCUUUAUGUCUCCCAAGCAUCUUCCUUUCCUCAAUUUUUUACUGUGUCCUCGUGUGUUGCUGGUGUUUAUUCCUUCUCUUAGUAGUAACUCCUCGUUAUCUACUUCUUCCAUUUUGCUCAAUAAUUUAUAUAUUUGUAUUAGGUCUCCCCUUUCUCUUCUUUGUUCCAGUGUUGAUAGGUCCAUUUCCUUUAAUCUUUCCUCAUAUGUCAGUCCUUCCUGUUCUGGAACCAUUUUUGUUGCCAUCCUUUGUAUUCUUUCUAGUUUUUUUAUGUGUUUCUUUUUAUGGGGAGACCACACAGUUUCCGCAUAUCCCAAUUUUGGUCUAAUCAUAGUGAUUAUUAACUUUUUCAUCAUAUCUUUAUCCAUUUAGUGGAAUGCUAAUCCUAUAUUUCUCACCAUUUUAUACGUAUCACCGAAUAUCCUAUUAACAUGACUCUCAGGCUGAGGCUGUUGAUUAUCUUGUAUUGUCACUCCCAGAUCUCUCUCCUUGAACUUUCUUUAAUAUUUUUCCAUCUCCCAUUUUAUAUGUCCAUUUCGGUCUCCCUUCACUCUUUCCCAUUUCCAUUACAUGACAUUUCUUCACAUUGAAUUCCAUCUCCCAUUUAAUACUCCAUUUCCAAAUCUUGUUCAGGUCCUCUUGCAGAAUUUCACAGUCUUUACUGUUUCUUAUAAUAAUUAUGUCCUAGCAGUUUUUCAUCAUCUGCAAACAGGCUCAUAUAACUGUUUACUCCCUCUGGCAUAUCAUUUACACGUACAGUCAAGUUGCGUAUGAUGCGGAUUCGUAAGGCGCGGUUUCCUAUGACAUGGUAUUGCUUCAGAACCGUAUGUUCAGAUCACGCGGGUAAAACCAUCUUUGACAUGGUUCGUGGUCUCCCUGCCCGGACCGCUCCGGGUCCUCUCAAACGCGUGACGCUGCAGCCCGAGU
Molecule: messenger RNA, 3030 nt
Organism: Eriocheir sinensis (Chinese mitten crab)
Lineage: Eukaryota; Metazoa; Arthropoda; Malacostraca; Decapoda; Varunidae
Exons: 3
Coding region: 228-1595 (455 amino acids)
Cellular component (GO): extrinsic component of mitochondrial inner membrane
Source: RefSeq, a predicted model, not a curated record